UUGCAGAUAUUAAUCGCAUGAAAUCCCAGUUUAAGAGAGGGGGCGGAGGAAUGUGUAUAUCUUCAGACAAAGUGUGGCACAUAUUCAUGAAAUCUAUUGAACAGAUCGAAGGCUGUCAGAAGAGUACGACCACUUCGAAGAGUGGUCACUCCCAUCACUCCCAUAAGCACAGUGACGGGGAAAGCGCACAAACAGGCUGUCGGUGUCCCGAACACCACUUUGCGUCCCAUUCCCGUCUACUCUGCACCACAUUUAUGGCUCUUUCGAGUGUUUCCCUCUCUUUGGCGACAAUAGAGUCCACGACUGAACACACGGCAGACGAACCGUGA
Messenger RNA from Oppiella nova, 329 nucleotides. The record is from the annotation of a GenBank genome assembly. NCBI's taxonomy places the organism in Eukaryota, Metazoa, Arthropoda, Arachnida, Sarcoptiformes, Oppiidae.